Molecule: messenger RNA, 288 nt
Organism: Penicillium crustosum
Lineage: Eukaryota; Fungi; Ascomycota; Eurotiomycetes; Eurotiales; Aspergillaceae
Product: secreted lipase
Exons: 1
Coding region: 1-288 (95 amino acids)
Source: RefSeq, a predicted model, not a curated record
AUGACAGACUAUGAGCGAGCUAUUGCUGAUGAGUUCCGCGCCUAUUGGACAUUCGCACCAGCAACCCAAACACGCACAAGAUUGCAACUGCUCCCUCAUUAUGGCUCUCUUAGUGAUCUCAUGAACUCCCCUGUCUGUCUCGGCCCACAGUUUGCUUUUGAGAGCAACGCCAACAAAAGUUACCCGACCAGUACGCAAUUUGAAGUUUGCCAAAAAACAGGAUUGGGCGGACAGAAUGCUGGACCCGACUUGAUUUUAGAUCAAUUGCAUCUCCAACAAUGGCCAUAG